AUGACUUGCCAAGCAAGCUUCCACAAGAUUCGCGUGAAGCCGCGGCCGUUGGGGCAGCCGGGGGGGUGGAAGGGUUUUGCAGAGAUGCUUGCCAGCUUUGUCACUUGUGUACGUUCCUUGCGUCUUACUGCAGGCUUCCUCCUCAUAUCGGAGGGCUCAGAAAGCACGGCCUUGGAAGCUGCCGGACCCAUUCAAGGACUCAGAAUCAUCAAGGCCCUAGUAGACGACCGCCAGGAAAAUUUUCAAAAAGCCAGGCGGAUUAGCCUCUUUCUUGCCUUGGGCCUCUUGGCAGGGUACGUGCCAGCCUAA
This is a messenger RNA of Symbiodinium sp. CCMP2592, 309 nucleotides long. The record is from the annotation of a GenBank genome assembly. Lineage: Eukaryota; Dinophyceae; Suessiales; Symbiodiniaceae.